Capsicum annuum is the source of this 1714-nucleotide messenger RNA. RefSeq names its product probable serine/threonine-protein kinase At1g01540. The record is from RefSeq and is a predicted model, not a curated record. NCBI's taxonomy places the organism in Eukaryota, Viridiplantae, Streptophyta, Magnoliopsida, Solanales, Solanaceae. The transcript is spliced from 7 exons. Gene Ontology annotation, molecular function: protein kinase activity; ATP binding. Gene Ontology annotation, biological process: protein phosphorylation. The coding region runs from base 72 to 1238 and encodes 388 amino acids.
UCUACUCGACAUCUUCUCUAAACAGGUUUCUGACUCCACUUUCUGCAUUCUAUUCAUCCUGUAAAAGAAAAAUGUAUUUCAACUUUUCAUCCGUCAAACAGAGGCUCUUUGAGCCAAUUCCAUUCUUUGGGAUCAAAUUAUGGGUUGCAAUUCUCACUUGUAUUGUUCUUUUGGUCCUCGUCUAUGCGCUCUUCAUCACUCCGUGUGUCAUCACAACUAGGCGACGCCGUAAAGCACGUAAUGCCUUGAAGCCAAUGGUUUCAAAAGAUGUGAUUGAUUUAGAGACAGCAGGGACUAUACAUUCCCAGCCUCCUGUUGCUUUUGAUGCUAGGCCUAGUUAUUACCAAUUUACAUUGGCAGAGAUUGAAGCAGCAACAAAUAACUUUGCCAAUAAAAAUGUAGUUGUUUGUGGAGAUUAUGCAAUUGUCUAUCAUGCUAUCAUGUUCGGCAGUACUAGAGUUGCAGUAAAGCGGUUGCUCAGUAGCAGGGCUAAAGCAAAGGAAUUUACACGGGAGGUAGAUGUAUUAUUGAAUCUCAGACACAAAAACUUAGUGAAAUUGCUUGGCUAUUGUUUUGAAGGAUACUACAGGGUAGUUGUGGACGAGUACGUAGACAAUGGCAAUUUAGGACAGUGGCUUCAUGACUGCACCAGUGAAGUUAGCCCCUUAACUUGGAAUAUGCGGAUGAACAUUGUGCUAGGAAUUGCCAAAGGGUUGGCUUACCUUCAUGAGGAUACUGAACCAGCAAUAAUACAUAAACACCUUAAGUCUAGUAGCAUAUUGCUCGAUAAGCAGUGGAAUCCAAAGAUAUCUGAUUUUGGUAUCACCAAUCUUUUAGGUUCUGGUGAACGGAGGUAUCCAAUAACGCCCCCUACUGGAAUGUCAGGCUAUCUUGCACCAGAAUAUUUAUCGAUGAGAAUAUUAGACGACAAGAGUGAUGUUUACAGUUUUGGUAUACUUAUCAUGGAGAUUGUAUCUGGAAAGCCUUCAAUAGAGUACACUGUCACAGAAAUUGAGGAAUAUUUAGUUGACUGGAUGAAGUCAAUGGUGGCAAGCCAACAAUAUGAUCAAAUAGUGGAUCCAAAGUUACCAGAAAUGCCUUGUACGAAAGAACUGAAAAUAAUUCUGCUCGUUGCUCUUAAAUGUGUUGAUCCAGAUGUUAACAACAGGCCUAAAAUGGGACAAGUGAUCCACAUGCUGCAGCCGCGUGAUUUACUACUCACCAAUGUAAUGUCAUAAGACAGGGACAUGUUAUCAAGGAAAAGAUCACUCCACUCUCCAGUUUUGUGAGAAAUGAGUAGAUGCUGCAAUUUCAAAUGCCAAUGAUGAAACUUGAAAAUGUCUUCUUCAAAUCAGUGACAAGGGGUGGAUGAGCUAGUAUUGUAUGUCAUGGUUCGGCCAAACCCAAUAACUUUGAUCCAUCUCCUAUUUGCCUUAAAAAUUCAUUGAAUAUGUAUAAAUUAUUAAUUUGGCAUAAUACACAAAUAGAUACCAUAACUUGACCACUGACAAAUAAACAUUCCAAGUUUGAGAAUGCACAUCUAGACACCUCAACUCGUCCUCAUUGUGUCUCAUGGACACCUGAUGCUGAUGUGACACAUAAAUUUUGGAGGAGCCUAGAUGAUUAUUUCGUAUAUCGUAUUGUUCAACUAAAGCAAUAAAGAUGAGUUGAGGUGUCUCACUGCACAUCCUCCAAAUUGAAAUUUUAGUUGCAA